Molecule: messenger RNA, 756 nt
Organism: Mycosarcoma maydis (corn smut)
Lineage: Eukaryota; Fungi; Basidiomycota; Ustilaginomycetes; Ustilaginales
Exons: 2
Coding region: 1-756 (251 amino acids)
Source: RefSeq, a predicted model, not a curated record
AUGGGCUCGUCAUCUUCGAAACCAGCUCGGAAGCUUGGCUCAGAGGUAGCCUCUACCGUCUCUCGUUCUGUCCCCUCCGCAGCUAAGCCCUCCGCCAACGCUGUUCGCGCACAGCCAGGAAAAGCACCGCCGAGCGAGUAUGGAGCUGCUACAGCCAAGCAAGGCAGUCAAUAUGCUCCGCCAGCAUCGACUAGGCGCGAGCAAGAGAUGCAGCGACAGCAACAGCAGGCGAGUGAGACGAAGUCGGCUGACAUCAUGCGCGAUGCUUACGAUCCGCAGUUCCUUCAGAACCUGACCCGAUUGGGACAGGUAAAGGUACCAAAGAACGCGACCAAUUAUCAACCUACCGAUCAAAUGCUACGCAUUCUCGAAGCACGAGAAAGAGCCAGUCUGGACAGCCUUCAAACCGCCAAUGCUCUAUCCGCCUCUUCCAGUACCGCCACCACCCAAACUACGCCAACAACUAGAACCGGUCCACCUCGUAUUUCUGCGAAUACAAUCACCUUGCUUCUUGACGACCGAAAACACUGCGAAACGCAAAAAGACCUCGAACUUCUGGCUCUGGAAUACGAUCUCCCACUGGAAACGAUUGAAUCAUUGGCAAAGUACUACAACUCGCCAACGAUGGCCGAGGAGAUUCGAGAUGAGGCGGAUGCGAGGCAGGAAGACCAGGCGAAUCGUCAAGAUGAAAGAGCCCCUACCAAGGUAAGGGGUGUCUGGGUGGUGCCUAAGUUGCAGGAGCAGAUCUCGGGUUGA